Molecule: messenger RNA, 1408 nt
Organism: Xenopus tropicalis (tropical clawed frog)
Lineage: Eukaryota; Metazoa; Chordata; Amphibia; Anura; Pipidae
Gene: slc25a20
Product: solute carrier family 25 (carnitine/acylcarnitine translocase), member 20
Biological process (GO): O-acyl-L-carnitine transmembrane transport
Cellular component (GO): mitochondrial membrane; membrane
Source: RefSeq, marked provisional
CACUCAGCGGAUACCGGCCUUCCCCCUCACCGCACUCAGGAUGGCCAAGCAACCGCAGCCUAUUAGUCCCAUGAAGAACUUCUUUGCCGGCGGGUUCGGAGGGAUCUGCCUGGUGUUUGCCGGGCACCCGCUGGACACUAUUAAGGUUCGGAUUCAAACCCAACCAAAGCCGGUGCCGGGGAUACCUCCCUUAUAUUCUGGAACCUUUGAUUGCUUUAAAAAGACUCUUGUAAAUGAGGGUCUCCGCGGCUUGUACAAAGGCAUGGCAGCUCCCAUUAUCGGUGUAACACCCAUGUUUGCUGUUUGCUUUUUCGGCUUUGGCCUUGGUAAAAAGCUCCAGCAAAAGCACCCUGAGGACAUUCUGACAUACCCACAACUCUUUGCUGCCGGGAUGCUGUCGGGAGUAUUUACUACUGCGAUCAUGGCUCCAGGUGAGCGAAUCAAGUGCCUCUUGCAGAUCCAGGCUGCCUCUGGAGAAGUCAAAUAUGCUGGCCCCAUGGAUUGUGCCAAGCAGCUGUACAGAGAGGCCGGAAUUCGGGGAAUAUACAAAGGGACGGUGCUCACACUUAUGAGAGAUGUUCCGGCCAGUGGAAUGUACUUCAUGACCUACGAAUGGCUGAAGAACAUCCUCACACCAGAGGGACACAGUGUAAGUGAGCUGAGUGUUCCGAAAAUUCUCUUUGCUGGCGGAAUGGCAGGAAUCUUUAACUGGGCUGUUGCAAUUCCUCCAGACGUGCUAAAAUCUCGCUUCCAGACAGCUCCAGCAGGGAAGUAUCCAAAUGGAUUCAGGGACGUUUUACGAGAGUUGAUCCGAGAGGAAGGCAUAGGAUCCCUAUACAAAGGCUUCACGGCAGUUAUGCUGCGGGCAUUCCCGGCUAAUGCGGCAUGUUUUCUUGGAUUUGAGGUAGCCAUGAAAUUCCUGAACUGGAUGGCACCGAACAUGUGAAACCCAGAAUUAGGUGUAGAAGUGAAGAUGUGGCUGUCGGUGACUGCGCUGCUAGGUACCUCUCAGAGAGCACCAUGACUACAUGGACUGAAAUACACAAUAAAUUGCCUUAUUAGUGAGCGGUGCUAAAUUAGUGCUGUUCUCUUAACACCGAAGUCUUACAUCUGAGACUGAGACACCCCAUAGCCCUACCCAGCUUUUGGUGUACAUGCUAGUGCCCCAGUCAUUUGGGGAAGAUAAGCCUCUUCAGUAUAUGAAUGUAUAUGGCUAAAAGUAUCAAAUACUCUGUAUAAUAAUUAUAUGUGUAACAGGGUUUUACUGUUCCUCACACCAGCGCUCUGUGUAGCCAAUGGGGCGCUUAAUCGGCUCACAGACCACUUGUUGGGACAGUCUGUGUCGCUCUAACGGAUACAUUUUAUACAUGCAUUUUAGCAGCAGUAAAACUUUAGCCUUCUAACAAAU